Molecule: messenger RNA, 1112 nt
Organism: Struthio camelus australis
Lineage: Eukaryota; Metazoa; Chordata; Aves; Struthioniformes; Struthionidae
Gene: CA7
Product: carbonic anhydrase 7
Biological process (GO): regulation of intracellular pH
Molecular function (GO): zinc ion binding; carbonate dehydratase activity
Source: RefSeq, a predicted model, not a curated record
UGAGAGCAAAGCAGGGCACAGCUUCUCUGUAAUGACUGGUCAUCACGGUUGGGGAUAUGGGCAGGAAGACGGACCCGCUGAGUGGUACAAAUCUUAUCCUAUUGCCCAAGGGAACCGUCAAUCACCUAUUGAUAUAGUUUCUGCAAAAGCAGUUUAUGACCCUAGUCUGAAGCCGCUUAUUAUCUCCUAUGAAUCAUGUACAUCUCUCAACAUCUCCAACAAUGGCCAUUCAGUUAUGGUUGAGUUUGAAGACACCGAUGACAAGACAGCAAUCAGUGGUGGUCCCUUUGAGAAUCCCUUUCGGCUAAAGCAGUUUCACUUUCACUGGGGGACAAAGCACAGUCAGGGAUCGGAGCACACAAUUGACGGCAAACCUUUUCCCUCAGAGCUCCACUUAGUUCACUGGAAUGCCAGAAAAUAUGCAACAUUUGGAGAAGCAGCAGCCGCCCCAGAUGGCUUGGCAGUAGUUGGUGUUUUCUUGGAGAUUGGGAAAGAACACGCCAAUAUGAACAGACUCACUGAUGCUUUUUACAUGGUAAAAUUUAAAGGGACAAAAGCUCAAUUUAGAAGCUUCAACCCCAAAUGUCUCCUGCCUUUGAGUCUAGAUUAUUGGACAUAUCCUGGUUCCUUGACAACACCGCCUCUUAAUGAGAGUGUAACAUGGAUAGUGCUGAAAGAACCCAUCAGGAUUUCUGAGAAACAGCUGGAGAAAUUCCGAACUCUUCUCUUCACCAGUGAGGAAGACCAGAGGAUCCAAAUGGUGAAUAAUUUUCGCCCCCCUCAGCCUCUUAGGGGGAGAGUAGUUCGAGCUUCCUUCAAGGCCUGAUGAAGAAAACUGAUAAUGGCCCUGAAAUAUCCAAGAGCUUCCACAUCUGAGACCAGAAACAAACUCUGGUCUUCAGAUCUCCCCCUCAUGGAGCACACAAGAUAGCCGUUUCUGUGAACACUUUGUACUUGGAGGAGAAAUCAUCUCCUGAUUUUUAUAUUUUACUUGAAUCAGACUCACUCUUUUGAAAACAUAAUAAUGAGAUCUUUUUAACUAAAACUCUUUUUAAAUGGAAGGGAUAGCUGAGUAAUCUGGAGUGCUCUCCAGGACCCGGAACUAAAAUAUU